AUGGCUCAACGACAAGAACCAGAGCUCCCUACUGAGAAAGUGCAGUCGCCAGAGGUUAAGGACCUAGGCUCAGUUAAUAAGAAAGAGGUCGACUCUUCUGACGAGUCUCAAUAUGACUUUGAAUCCGCCGAGUUCAAAAACAUCCCCGAGUUGGUGCGGACUGUCGUUAGCUUCGAGGACGACCCUUCGCUUCCAGUCCUGACUUUUCGUUCGAUACUGCUCUCGGCGAUAUUCUGCACAAUUGGUAGUAUUGUGUCUCAGCUGUCCUACUUCCGCACGACGUAUGCGCCAUUCCCAGUCUUCUUUGUGAUUCUAGCAUCCGAUCCCCUUGGUCGCUUUCUCGCACGCAUUCUACCAGCCUACAAGGUACCGCUGGGGAGAUUCUCCUUCUCUCUGAAUCCGGGGCCAUGGUCGCCCAAGGAGCACGCAAUUGUUGGUAUUGCCGCCAAUGCUGGAAGUCAAGGUCAAUGGGCUACGUUUCUGCCCACAAACGCUGCCUUAUACUAUGAUAUAACCAUGAACCCAGCAGUCGCUUUAUUCUUUGGAUGGGGUGCUUCCCUGCUUGGCUUUGCAUUUGCUGCAAUGGUCCGGUCACUCCUGAUAGACGACCCCGAAUUCAUGUUCCCCUUGUCCCUGCAGCAAGUGACACUCUACCGAAGUAUGGAUGCCAGAAACAGAUCCGAGCAGAAAAGGGCCAGGGAUCAGAUGAAGACGUUUUGGAUUCUGCUCCUGGCUACGUUUGUUUGGCAGUUCCUACCAGAAUAUCUCUUCCCCUUCGUGGCAUCUCUGGCUCCGCUGUGCUGGUUUGCAAGCCGCAACCAUACAGUCAACUUCAUCGGGGCUGGUCGUGGAGGCAUGGGACUGCUCAACAUAACCCUCAAUUGGUCCAACAUCACGUCAACUGUUGUCACGUACCCGUACAGUGUGCAAGUCAUUAUCUUUCUGGCCUUUGUAUUGACGUGCUGGAUUCUAAUUCCUAUUGCGUAUUUCGGAAAACUUUGGGGCUCGCCGACUUACGAUAUCAUGUCUAAUGAAGUAUUCCAGAAGAACGGGUCGACGUAUCCGUUGAAUGAACUGAUCUACCUUGACUCUAACGGCAUGCAGCACGUCAACGAGACCAGGUACGAGGAAGUAGGGCUUGCCUACUCGGGGGCUCAAUAUACAUGGCAGAUCUUCAUGUGGAUGGCCUCGUAUAUGUCUUCCUACGUUUGGUGUGCUCUGUUUCUGGGUCCUAAAAUCUACAAGCAAUGGAAGGCCAGAAAGCAGUCUGGUGCCUUUCAUCAGGACAGAUUGAGCCGAAUCAUCCAACAGUAUCCUGGUAUGACAAAAUGGGAGUGGGUUGCGCUCACUCUGGUGCCGUUUUUUAUGCUUCUUGGGGUAGUCGUCUCCAAGGCCAUCUACAUGCCCAUCUGGACGUACUUUAUAGCACUGGGCUUCGGCGCUGCAGCAAUGUUGCCAAUGAGUUUCGUGUAUGCCCUGUCUGGCUUCUCCGUCAAAGUCGGCUUCUUCAACGAGCUUAUAUAUGGAUAUAUGAUUGACGUCAAAGGCUCAUCCCGACAUCCUUUGGGCCAACUUGCGUAUCGAAUUAUCUCUGGCAACGUAUGGUACGACGCUAGGAUCGUGCUAGAGGACCAAAAGAUCGGCCACUACCUCCACAUCCCCCCUCGUCAGGUCAUCGGCAUCCAAAUAAUCGCCAACGUGCUCGCCCUCCCCAUCAACUACGGCGUGAUGCGGUGGGUCAUCGCCAGCAAAUUCGACUACGUCAGCGGCCGCAAGCCCGACCCCCUAGGCCAAUGGACCGGGCAAGAAUUCCAAUCCUACAACACAGCAGGGAUCCAGUUUGCCCUCGUCGGGCCCCGAAAGCUCUUCGCCUCGGCCUUCUUCAAGCCCAUCCUAUGGGGGUUUCUCGCCGGCGCACUCGCCCCCUGCCUGAUGUGGAUUCUACACAAGAAAUUCCCGCGCGCGCGGUUCGAUCUGUGGAAUACAACGAUCUUCUUUGCGUCUGCGGCUGUCUUCUACGGGAAUCUGAGCACGGGGCCCUUUACGACGUUUCUUGUGGGCACGUUCACGAAUUUCUUCCUGUAUCGGUAUCGGAGGGUUUUUUGGAAUAAGUGGGCUUAUAUCAGUGGGGCGGCGCUGGAUACGGGGUUUAAUGCAAAUCUGCUGUUUAUCUUUAUCUUUUUGGGGACGACGGGGGCCAAGAUGGUGCAUUGGUGGGGGAAUAAUGCGGAUAGUGUCGAGAGGUGUUUUGCGCUGUAG
Molecule: messenger RNA, 2259 nt
Organism: Aspergillus versicolor CBS 583.65
Lineage: Eukaryota; Fungi; Ascomycota; Eurotiomycetes; Eurotiales; Aspergillaceae
Product: OPT family oligopeptide transporter
Exons: 13
Coding region: 1-2259 (752 amino acids)
Biological process (GO): transmembrane transport
Molecular function (GO): oligopeptide transmembrane transporter activity
Source: RefSeq, a predicted model, not a curated record